CUUCUCCACCACAUCCUCUCCCUAACCGCUAUCUCGACCCAUCCAUCCCUUUAAAUCAUUCAAAUCGAACGGAUGAAAACACUUCAUUUCAUUUCAUUAAACCCCUAAAAUUGAAAUUGAGAAUUUCUCAAAAUUAAAAUACCGAAACUUUACUUUGUAACCCUAAAACCACACAGCUCACAGAGCCACCGUCUCUGAUCACCGUCAGCCGUCCCACAACCGCCGUUCAUCAGAUGGCAUUGCGAGGAGUUUGGCAACUUAAGAAACUCGUUGUUAGCUACAGCGAUUGGGGUGGAAGUAGCAAAGGCAUUAGGGCAUUUAUGGAAUCCCAUUUGCCAGCAUUUAAGGAGGCGAAUCCUCAGUUAGAGGUAGACACUGAAAUGAUUCGUGGUCAGCAUCCACAUCUAAAGGCUUUAUACAAGAACCAUAACGACCGAGUGGUGUGUGUGAAGAAUAUGGAUCCUGAAGAGAUACUUCUGCAUGCAACCAGGCUAAGGAAUUCACUGGGAAGGAAAGUAAUUAAGCUGAGGACGAGACAUGUAACCAAACACCCUAGUGUGCAAGGUACAUGGACAACUGCUUUGAAAUAUCAGGAUGAACAAAACCAGGUUUUGUGAGAAAUUACUCUAGUAGUGCUAAGUCAAUCCUUUUCUCUGGCUAGCAAAAGUUUGCAUGUUGUCUGGUGCAAUUGCUAGAAUUUCAAUAGUUAAGAAGUUUUUUUCUUUGUUGGUUCCGUCAGUUAAACGUUAUAGCAUAGUCUUUAAGCGCCUGGUUGAUUAACUAUCACCUGAUUGGGGCUAAGAAACCGUGUUUGUUUACACUGUUAUAUAUUGUUAGUUUGUAAUAAAUCUAUCAGAUUCAUCAGAGUUUUGAAAUUCUUUUGGUUUCAUAAA
Molecule: messenger RNA, 893 nt
Organism: Trifolium pratense (red clover)
Lineage: Eukaryota; Viridiplantae; Streptophyta; Magnoliopsida; Fabales; Fabaceae
Product: 54S ribosomal protein L51, mitochondrial-like
Exons: 3
Coding region: 234-617 (127 amino acids)
Biological process (GO): mitochondrial translation
Cellular component (GO): mitochondrial large ribosomal subunit
Molecular function (GO): structural constituent of ribosome
Source: RefSeq, a predicted model, not a curated record